Messenger RNA from Argentina anserina (silverweed cinquefoil), 2222 nucleotides. Its product is annotated as protein LYK5-like. Bases 89 to 2077 code for a protein of 662 amino acids. NCBI's taxonomy places the organism in Eukaryota, Viridiplantae, Streptophyta, Magnoliopsida, Rosales, Rosaceae. The transcript has a single exon. Gene Ontology annotation, molecular function: ATP binding; protein kinase activity. Gene Ontology annotation, biological process: protein phosphorylation. The record is from RefSeq and is a predicted model, not a curated record.
CCUCCAUCUGUAUUUCACAAGGCAACUCAUAUACACAAAUCAGACCCAUCAUUCAUCAUCUAUCUCAACACUACUGGAUGAUCUGAAUAUGAAGAUGAAGAUGGAGCUGAUGUUGUUAAUGGUGGUCUCUGCUCUACUACUACUUGCAGCAGUUGUUCAUGGGCAGCAGACCUACGUAGCCAACAAGCAGCUCGACUGCUACAACGACUACAACUCCACCGGCGGCUACCUCUGCAACAGCGUCUCCUCCUCCUGCCAGUCCUACCUCACCUUCCGCUCCAUCGACCCUCUCUACAAUUCCCCCACCUCCAUCUCCUACCUCCUCGACUCCACCCCCUCCGCCAUCGCCUCCGCCAACAACAUCUCCGACGUCGACCCCAUCCCCGCCGACACCCCCGUCCUCGUCCCCGUCAACUGCUCCUGCUCCGGUAACUACUCCCAGCACAACUCCUCCUACACCCUCAAGACCGCCGCCGACACCUACUUCGGCGUCGCCAACAACACUUAUCAGGGACUCACCACCUGUCAGUCCCUCAUGCAUCAGAACUCUUACGGCGACCGCAACCUCACCAAGGGGCUAGUUUUACAAGUCCCUGUCAGAUGCGCAUGCCCCACCGCCGUCCAGGUCGCAGCCGGCGUCAACUACCUGCUCGUCUACCUUGUCGACUGGGGCGACUCUAUUGCGGCCAUCGCUGAACAAUUCGGAGUCGAUGAAUCGGCCUUGCUCGCGGCGAACGACUUGUCGUCCACAGACAUCAUCUAUCCCUUCACGCCGUUGCUGGUUCCUCUCAAGACCAAACCAACUCCUCAACAACUCCAGCUCCCAACCUCGCCUACUCCGUCUCCGUCUCCGCCGUCACCGCCGCCUCCGAGUGGCGGCUCUUCAAAUAACAAAAAGUGGGUCUUCAUCGGCGUUGGUGUUGGAGCUUCCUGUCUCCUCCUCCUGCUCAUCGUCCUCUUCUUCUUAUCAAAACGACGCCACCGUCAGCGCCGCCAAUCCACCAAACCCAACUUAAAGAGCUCCGGUGACUAUACGCCGAGCCCGCUGCUACCCAUCACCACCUCAAACUCCGACGACACCACGAAAUCAUGGUCGGCUUAUUCUUCUUCCAGCGGACUAAAAAGUGCGGUGGAGUCAUUGACGUCUUACAAAUUCGAGGACCUGCAGAAGGCCACCCAGUUCUUCAGCGAGUCCGGCAGAAUCAAUGGGUCCUCUGUUUACAGGGCCAACUUCGACGGCGACGAAGCCGCCGUCAAGGUGAUGAUAGGGGACGUGUCGCCGGAGGUGAACAUUCUCAAGCGGAUUAAUCACUCCAACAUUAUCAGACUCUCCGGCUUCUGUGUCCACAGAGGUAACACAUACUUGGUCUACGAGUUCGCACCGACUGGUUCACUAAUUGAUUGCCUUCAUAAGGGCGCCAUUAGUACUCUGUCAUGGAAACAGAGAGUUCAGAUUGCUAAUGAUGUGGCCAGUGCGCUCAACUAUCUACACAACUUCACAGAGCCUCCAUUAAUCCACAAGAACCUCAACACCAGCAACAUUCUUCUGGAUGCCAACUUGCGAGCCAAGGUUGCCAAUUUCGGUUUGGCAAGAGCAGUUGAGUUGGAUAAAGUAGAUGAAGAUGGAGGAGAGGGUUUUCAACAGACGAGGCACGUUGUGGGUACGAGGGGCUACAUGGCGCCGGAGUACAUUGAAGGUGGAGUGAUCACUCCGAAACUAGAUGUGUUUGGAUUUGGGGUUGUUUUGUUGGAGCUCUUGUCUGGAAGACCAGCCUCGGGUGAUAAAGGAGAGCACACAUUGCUGUGUGAAUCUAUUGCUGAGGUGCUUGAAGGAGAUGAUGUGAGGAACAAACUUAAAGGGUUUAUCGAUCCUUCAUUGAAAGGCGAGUACCCUUUGGAGCUGGCAUUUUCGAUGGCUCAGCUUGCAAAGAGCUGCGUUGCGCCUCAGUUGAACUCGAGACCUACCAUGGCUCAAGCUUCUGGCACACUAGCGAAGAUUCUUUCGUCGACUCUAGACUGGGAUCCAUCUGAUGCUGAGGACCUUAGUGAUUCAAGGACACUGAGUUUUGGCAGAUAGAAAGUCCUACUUCACAUUUGCCCAGCAUUGUAAGACGUAACUUUGUGUAUGAUUUUUACUGUAUACUCUCUUCUAUCAAUAAGAGAACAUUAGUUAGUAAUUCUUCUAUACUGAGUGGUUCAACAAGAAUUUCAUUAGAAAUUCC